Molecule: messenger RNA, 524 nt
Organism: Penaeus indicus
Lineage: Eukaryota; Metazoa; Arthropoda; Malacostraca; Decapoda; Penaeidae
Exons: 2
Coding region: 11-472 (153 amino acids)
Source: RefSeq, a predicted model, not a curated record
CCUGGUAGUCAUGUUUUACAGAUCACUGAUCGCAGUGGUGGCGCUUGCAGCCAUGGUUUGCUUGGCGGCAGCCGGCGGUGGCUAUGGAGGUGGAAUCGGAAGUGGAUUUUCAGGCAGUGGAUUUAGCCAUGGUGGAAGUGGCGGAUUCGGUGGUGCCACAGGAUUUGGAGGAAGCAGUGGAUUCAGCGGCGGUGGAUUUAGUGGAGGAAGCGGCGGGUAUGGCGGUGGACGAGGUGGAGGCAGCGUCGUCCGCGCGCGCUUGGUCGGCGUUGGCGUUCUUCCUAGCGUCGGCGGCGGCUCGGGCUUCGGCGGCGGUUUCGGCCAUGGUGGAGGACGAGGAUCCUUCGGUGGAGGACAAGGAUCCUUCGGCGGAGGACGAGGAUCCUUCGGUGGAGGACAAGGAUCCUUCGGCGGAGGACGAGGAUCCUUCGGUGGAGGACGAGGAGGUGGCGGAGGAAGCUACGGAUGGUAAUCAUCAUACUCCAAGAACAUUUGGCUUGGAACAUAGAAACAUAUCUGUUUCU